CACGAGGUCUUUAUAGAUCGGAGAAGGCAGAAAGGGGAAGAAGAAGAAGAAGAAGAAGGAGAAGAUGGGUUACGUUCUUCGAGUGAGGUUGGCGUCGUUCUUCGCCGGAGCUGCGGUGGCGUCGUUUACGGGGCUUUACAUCCUUCACAAUGACUACAAGGUCGCUCAUGAGGCCAUUUCUCGUCAGGUGAAAGGCCUCCAUGAGUCACUGGACAGACGAAUUUCAGCUGUUGAGAGUUUAAAACAAACUGAAGCUCCACAACCUGCAGAAGCAGCUGAAUAGAUGCCUUGAGAGUAUGCUACUGCAUUUUGAUACUGUGGCCCCUAAAAUGAUUUUUCCUAUUAUGCAGGUAGUUUCUAUGUAGUUUCUCCUCCCUCUCAAAGAAUAACUUUGACGUAAUUGGUUUGUAUCGUAUCCCCAAUCAUGUAACGUCAUUUACUUGAAGGCUUGAGUUUUGUAUCUCGUAGUAGCAGACGAAAACUAUUGCUGCAUUCAGAUUUUGAUGUUUAUCUGGGAGAACUUAUCUUUA
Messenger RNA from Rosa rugosa (rugosa rose), 530 nucleotides. RefSeq lists its product as uncharacterized. The record is from RefSeq and is a predicted model, not a curated record. The transcript has 2 exons. Bases 65 to 283 code for a protein of 72 amino acids. Lineage: Eukaryota; Viridiplantae; Streptophyta; Magnoliopsida; Rosales; Rosaceae.